Dufourea novaeangliae is the source of this 4361-nucleotide messenger RNA. RefSeq lists its product as uncharacterized. The record is from RefSeq and is a predicted model, not a curated record. NCBI's taxonomy places the organism in Eukaryota, Metazoa, Arthropoda, Insecta, Hymenoptera, Halictidae. Gene Ontology annotation, biological process: regulation of transcription by RNA polymerase II. Gene Ontology annotation, cellular component: nucleus.
UUUUUUGGCCGAAAAUCGUAAACUCGCCAGCCCCUGGCAAGGGCCCUGUGCGGAAGGGCCAUUCAUACUUGGAGACGCGCCAAAAUGGGCGCUAUCAAAUAAUUUCAUGCAGUGGAAUUAUAUGCAAGAGUUGGUAGCACAUGGUGGUGUACCGGAUACAUACAAUUUAUGUCAUAAGGAAGAAAAUACAGGUGUGUUAGAUUUGAACUCCACGUAUGUUAAUCAAUUCAUAAACUUUUUACAACCAACGAACAGCAAGAUAGUAAAUUCUGAUACACACAAGAAGGAGUUUGAUAAAUGCUUGUCAGAAUUUUCAAACCAAGUGUUUACAAACUACAAGGAAAGUUAUAGUACCCGUCGAAGAGACGAUGGAAAAGUAAAAUCAAUUAAUUUACACCAUACCGAGGAGACUACAGGGAUCCAUAGAUCUUGCAAACACGAUAGUGAAAAUUCAUCCGAAACGGAAAAACAAAUUUAUGAUCUUGAUAAAAGUAUCAGUCGUCUUUGUUAUUUGUCAGACCAUCUAAAUCUUACACAAAAUAUAGCACAGUACGAGACUUUAUCUGACAUUUUGGAACAGUAUAAAAAUACUUAUAACUUGUCUUAUGUUUCUGAAGAAAACAAACCGCUUAAUUUAAUAAAAAACUUGGGAAACAAUAAAGACUGUUCUAACAGACAAAGCAAAGAUUUAGAAAAUUUAUCUCAUAACCCAAGAAUUGAAAAAACGUUACUUAAGGAUUCUUUUAUUUUUAAGAAAAACUUGAAUGGUAAAUCUUCAUUGUUUUUAUAUGAGAAGACAAGUCCAGAUACUUCCUUUACGCAUUUGUCAUUGAAUGUUAAAAAUAUAGAUCUUAAAACUGAAUCUUCUAUAAUAGAACAUACAAAUAAGUCAAAGUACACUUAUUUUGCAACUGAUUGCAACCCAAUCUUAAGUAAUUGGGAGGAUUUCGAAAUGUCAGGACAGUAUCCAGGUCAUAGCCGACCUCCGGUUGGCACACCUCCACCACAGACAGUCUGGAAUCAUCUUACAAUGACGCAAGGUCAAGUUUCAGGCUUAAAUAUUCACCCAACAGCUUUGUCUGGUGCAGCAUUAAGUCCAGCUGGAUUUUAUACGCAUCCAUCUAUGGCGAGGGCAUCUCAUAUAACAUCGCAGCUUACACCUCAGCUUGCACAUACUCAAGCACCUCCAACAUGGCAUACACCAACCGUUCCAUCAAAAAGUGUUACUCCAGCCAAUCCAGGAAAUCCAUUGUUUAGUUUACAAAUGCUAGUAGAUAAUAGGCAGAAUCAAAGUCAGUAUAGAAGCUCGCCAGGUUCACAGAAUACGUUAGACCUGUCUUCUACAUCUGACAUUAUCCCUGAAAAUUAUUCUCGAAUACCUCAGGAUAUUCCAAUAAGUUUGACUGCAAGAAAUGUAGAUAAAAGUAGUAGAAAUGGAAAUAUUAUUUCUCCCCCGAUACCUUUAAACGGAGAAACGUCGUCAGAUAGUGGAAUUAGCUCAUCAGUUCCGACACCGAAUUCUGUCAGUGAACCAGUUUCACUUUCAACAAAAGAAGUUAUAACACCUAAAAUUACAGUAAAAAACUUUGAAAGCAAUUUAAAAGGUGUGGCAAACCUCCACGAUAAAAUUAAGGAAAUGAGUGUAGAUAAUUUUACGCAAAAAGUGAUAAAUUUACCACCUAGUGUAACAAUUGAAAGGGUAGUUCCAGAGAAAAAAGAAUCUGAAGUUACAAAAAGUAAUAAAGAUACGUUAAGUGUUAUUACGCAAGUGCCAAGAAAUGUUCUACCUGUUAUUGUAAAUCUUACCUCUAAAGGCGACAAAGAUGUAACAGACAGCCCAAAACGAGAAUCGUCAUUAGAACGAGAUCGAAAAGUUGAAGAAAUAAAUGUAAGAUCACCAAAAAAUUUACCAAAAAGAGGUAAAAAGGGUGUCGAUUCUCUGUUAGAGAAAUUAGAAGGUGGAAAUAAAAAGCUUGGUAGUGCCGAGAACAUUGGAUCUGUUAUUGUAAUGCCGGUAGAAGAAAAGGAUACAUCUAGUGUGAAAAGUAUGUCUCCUGACAGACAAAAAUCCAAAUCUCCAAACAGAGAGGAUGAAGUAGUAUCUCCAGCAUUCAGUAAUGACGAUUCCAACGAUAAUACGAAACAGCGCAGGAAAAGAAAAUUGGAGAAACCUGUACGACUUAGUAAAGAUUCCAAAACAGAAGUGGAGGACAUGGAAUUGGAGCCUACAGAACCGUCUGAACCUAGAGCAGGUGAAUCAAUAUCAGGAGAAACAACAAGUGCAACACCAGUUGUAAAAGUUGAAGAUAACGUUGACACAGCGGAACAAAGAAUACCUGACAAAGUAGAAGAAAGUGUAGAAGAGAAAACCGAAGAAAAUCAACCGAUUAGAAGGCGAAGGAGCAGUGAAAGUACACCCCCUAGUUCAACUCCAUCAAAUCAGAGGGUCCGGAGAAAAUCUAGUGACGACGCCACUGAGUUUUCAAAAGUAACGAGUCCAAAAGGUGUAAAUAAUACAAAUCCGUUUAAUGAAGUUGAAUCAGAACUAGAAAAAAUGUUUGCUGGUAUCGUUGAGCCAGAGACAGAUGUUAAAAAGGAAGAAUCAAAAACGGAACUUAUGGAACCCGAGGAUCAAGCCGGUAGUACAACGAAAUCGGAAAAUUUAGAAAAUAGUAUUCUGCAUACACAAAGUUUAAACCCUACUGACCUUUCAUCUACAAUUGAUGCAAAAUUGUCUGGGAAAAAGGGAAAGAAAACUAAAGUACAAGGAGGCAAACGGAAAAUGUCAAGAUCUUCUGAAAAUAUUUUCGGAACUAUAGGUAGUGACGUACCUCAAAAGGAAAUCAAAAAAAGGAAAUUGUCCAAAAGUUCAAAAAAACAAAAUGUAUCAAAGAAAACAAAGAAAACUACAAAAAUAGACGGAUUGAGGGAAAUGGCGUAUGACUCUGGGUCGAAUGCAAGUUCUAUCAGAUCUCGUGGACCAGUAGUUCAUGUUGAAGGUCCAAGAGACAGUCCACUAAGCAUUCAGGUAGUUAGUGCAGGGAGAAGUAAGAGACUUAGUCAUCAAAACGAUUUAGACUAUAGGGGUAAAGUCAGUAGAGCAGGUCUCUUUAGUUCAACAUUAUCAUCCCGUUAUGAUGCACAUACGACAGAUUCUACAUGGGUUUGCGUAUUUUGUAAACAAGGUCCUCAUUCUAUUAUACCUGGGGACCCUUCUCGACCACAUCCUAAUCUGGCUGGCCCUCACAUAGCACCUGGAACUUAUACUGUUCCAGCAGGAGUUUUAAGUGAUUUAUUUGGUCCGUAUUUAAUUGGUAAAGAGCGCCUGGAAGAUGGAAUUCUUUCAGCGGACGAACAGGAGAUUACUACAGAACAAAAGAAGGGUGGCAAGAAUAAGAGAAGUUUGAGAUAUGCUGGUCUGGCUGAUCAAUUUACUGCAAAAAUGGGGAAGAAGAAACGAAAUUCUGUUGAAACUAAUACUAAUUCCAUUUUUACGGGAAUGACUGUACUUCCAGGAGAAGAACAACGUUGGGAGGUUUGGCUUCAUGAACAGUGUGCCGUUUGGGCAGCUGGAGUAUACAUGGCAGGGGGCCGAGUAACAGGAUUACAAGAAGCAGUAUGGGAUGCAGCAAAGUCGAUAUGUGACUCUUGUGGUUUAACAGGUGCAAAUAUCGGUUGCGUUAAACGGGGUUGUAAAGCUGUUACACAUUAUCCUUGUGCGCUAACAAAAGGCUGGCAUUUGGAUACUAAUCAGUAUAUACCGAAGUGCAACCUCCAUCGAGUUACGUGAAAUUUCGCAUUUAACAAUUUUGAGAUGUUUUAAAAUUACGCUUUGCGUCAUUUGAUGCGUAAGUGUAUUUGAAGUGUGAAAGUAUAAAUAUCAUGACAGAUAUAUGGCAAUUUGCACACAAAAGAUAUCAAUAUGCUCGACAGAAAUACCUUCCAAUGUACAAGAUGUUCCAAUAACAAGAAUACUGUUGUUGUCUUUGAGAAUUACAAGCGAAAACGAAAAAUUAACGGAAGCGAAGAAAUGGAAUGGAAGUUCUCGUUAAUUAAAUUUAAUUAAUUUUCUUGGCCUGUGGCCUUGAACGGUGGCCUUUUCGACCUAAUGUAAAAGCAAGAUUUUUAAUUUAAAAUCUGUAGUAUAGACGAAUCGUUGCUGAGGAAUAAUAUUAAUCAAAAAGUAUUUGCUUUUUUACUCAUACUUAAUAAACUUUGAAACGUUUUGAAAAUUUUCCCCUAAAACAUCAUGUACGCAGGAAUAAAAUAUAGGGCAUAUUGUACCAAAAUUUGAAGAAAAGUCAGAAUUCGGCUAAAGUUUGAAAAUCAUAGUGUUCCAGCAAAAAAUCGUAUGUGUGUGU